Messenger RNA from Pseudomassariella vexata, 1008 nucleotides. RefSeq names its product DUF410 domain-containing protein. The record is from RefSeq and is a predicted model, not a curated record. Lineage: Eukaryota; Fungi; Ascomycota; Sordariomycetes; Amphisphaeriales; Pseudomassariaceae. Gene Ontology annotation, cellular component: cytosol; TRC complex. Gene Ontology annotation, molecular function: protein binding. The transcript is spliced from 2 exons. Gene Ontology annotation, biological process: protein insertion into ER membrane. Bases 1 to 1008 code for a protein of 335 amino acids.
AUGAGCACGAAAGGUGACAAGAUCGAAAAGAUCAUUUCCCGCCUGCAAGCCCGCAUUGGCGAGGGCCAAUUCUACGAAGCCCAGCAGCAGACUCGCGUCGUAGCAGCUCGAUACACCAGGGCCGCCAACUGGUCUGCAGCCAUCGAUAUUCUCUACAGCGUAGCGCAGUCGCUACUGAAGGCCGGCCAGGGAGGCAGCGGAGGAGACCUGUGUGUCAUGCUGGUGGACACGUACAAACAGGCUGAGCUGAAGCCCGACUCGGCUAGCAAGGGGAAGCUCCUCACCUGUCUACGACUAUUCGAUAGUGAGGAGCCAACGCGAAAGAAGUACAUUGGCGAGAUUAUAACAUGGUCCUCCAAGUACGGCGAAUACCCCGCAGGCGACCCAGAACUUCACCACGUCGCCGGAUCCCUUUACGCAGAAGAGCACGAAACGCAGGAAGCAGAGAAACAUUUGGUAUUAGGCACAAAAGACUCACCCGAGGUGUUGGCACGUAUGGAAUACGAGUGGUACAAGGAGGACGAGUCCCACACGGCGGCCCUGUAUGCCAGUCGAGCCGUUCUACCCUACCUACUCACCGCAAACGUCCGAGCUGCCAACACGGCGUACCGCACAUUCACCAGCUCUCUAAACCAAGACAAGGGCGGCACUCUCGGCGUCCAGGACGUGAGCAGCAACAGCGCCGAUAUCCGCAUAUUUCCCAGCAUUCCGCUCCUGAACUUCCUCGGACUGCUGCUUCUGGCUGUACAACGUGGCAGCGCAGACCUCUACCGACAGUUGACCGCCAAGUACGCUGCACAUAUCAAAGAGCUCGAUAUGUGGCACGAGUCCCUGGAGAUGAUCGCAGAGAUGUACUUUGGCAUCUCGAGACCGCGACAGAGCAACCCGCUCAUGGAUAUGAUGGGCUCUUUCUUCAGGGGAGGGACCGGGGGUGCUCCCGCUGGAGGAGCGAGCAGGCCUGCUGUGAAGGCACCUACGCCUAUGCCCACUGCCGAGGGCCUGGAUUGA